CGCUUAGUUGUUACGCGGUCAUCUUUCGAGGACGCGUGGCCUCGCAUCGACCAAGAAAGUUUUGGGAGAAAACGGCCCCAUUCACGAUUCACGGUUGAUGAUAAGGCCACGCCUCUUUUAACUUUUUCUUUUAUUUACUUUUCAAAUGUAAUGACUUUGACAUCCACCGUUAAUAGGAAUAUAGAAUCGUUUCCUCUUUCCUGUUCUGUUCUUGGUGGAAGUCAACUUGUUACCAACCUACCGUCACCCAUGAUGUCUCGAGGGAGGGUUCGAGUUUUAUAUAGGCCGGAGGGUUUAGGGUUUAACCUAUUUCUCAACCAACAGUCAACACCAUUACCAGCGGCAACACAACACCAGCGGCGACAACCACCACGAUCACUAGAAACCCUAAAGAGGUCAACAUGGUUUCCUCUGGUACUGAAAUCCUGGAUAAUUUAUCCCCCGCAGCUUCCAACGCUUCAUCUGAAACCAUUAACUUCGAAAAUCAAGCUCCAGAACAGGUCUCAGAACUCUCUAUCAACAACGAAACCCUGGAAGGUCAAAAUCCAGAAGUUUCGCAUGUCCCCAGAAGCGAAGGAGAAGGCGAAGAGGAAGAAGAAGAAGGUGAAGAGGAUGAGGGAGAAUGUGGGUUCUGCCUGUUCAUGAAGGGAGGUGAAUGUAAAGAAAGCUUCAUUGCCUGGGAAAAAUGCGUCGAAGAUGCAGAGAAAAGCAAAGAAGAUGUUGUCGAGAAGUGCUUCGAGGUGACGGGAUUGCUUAAAAAGUGUAUGGACGCCCACGCCGACUACUAUGAACCAAUACUUCAGGCGGAGAAGGCCAUGGAGGAAGAGGCGGCCAAGGAAUUGGAGCGAGAAUCAGAUCGAGAAACCGCACCGAAGGAGGAUAAACAGGAAAGCUAGAGGUUUUUUUUUUUUUAAUUCACGUUUUAUUCCCAAAUGUUGGAUAUUCAUAAUGAUAACGUCUUGAGCAAGCUAGAGUGAAGAAAUUUAGGGGGAGUUUCGGCGGUGUCAGAUUAUCGGAUCUUUAGUGAGGUAACCAAAACUACAGAGAUUCCGAGCCUUUCAAGGUUUCACUUAAUUUCCCCCUCCUGUUGUUUUUCUCAAAUAAAUGAAUGCUAAUUUUUAGUGUUUAAAAUUUUCACUUAAUCCAUUGUUUAUGCCGAGAGGCAAGGAGAUUUUUCUUAUGAUCUCUGUCCAAGUUAAGGACAUAUAAUUCAAUGCUACAUACACGUUAUACA
Molecule: messenger RNA, 1234 nt
Organism: Nelumbo nucifera (sacred lotus)
Lineage: Eukaryota; Viridiplantae; Streptophyta; Magnoliopsida; Proteales; Nelumbonaceae
Source: RefSeq, a predicted model, not a curated record